Pyricularia pennisetigena is the source of this 2622-nucleotide messenger RNA. RefSeq lists its product as uncharacterized. NCBI's taxonomy places the organism in Eukaryota, Fungi, Ascomycota, Sordariomycetes, Magnaporthales, Pyriculariaceae. The record is from RefSeq and is a predicted model, not a curated record. Gene Ontology annotation, molecular function: single-stranded DNA binding; single-stranded DNA helicase activity; 3'-5' DNA helicase activity. The annotation marks the transcript as partial. The transcript is spliced from 2 exons. Gene Ontology annotation, biological process: mitotic DNA replication initiation; double-strand break repair via break-induced replication; DNA replication. Gene Ontology annotation, cellular component: MCM complex; nucleus.
AGCAGCUCGCCGUUGAGGAGCAACAUGGAUUCGGCGAAUCGUGGUCUCGCCGCGGGGAGCUCCAAUCGCAAGCGGGCUCGCCCAGAUGAUGGCACAUCAUCUAUUGCUGCGGCGUCCAGCCCCAUGCCCUCAUCUCCCCCAGCGUUCCACAUGGCGCAUGGCGCUGACGAUAUCGACGACGACAUCGAGGAGGACGCCGAGAUUCAAGAUGACAUUGACGAGAUUGAUGAGAUGGCAGAGGAUGAUGUCGACCUGUUCCGUGAUGGAUAUGAGCGUGAUUACCAAGAGGAUGAGAAUGAUAGAUACGAGGGUAUUGACAUCGACGAUGAAGGCAACUAUGAGGGUCUCGAUAUUGCUGAGAGGAGGCGCCUCGAGGCUCAGCUGAACCGAAGAGACAGAGAAGUUGCGCGACGUCAACGGAUUCCCGCCGCCUUUCUCCCUGGCGAGGAUGAUGAUGGCGAUAUCGACCUUACAGCACAGCCCCGCCGUCGCCGACACCGCUACGAUGAGGACAUGGACGAGGACAUGGAUGCGGACAUUAUGGCUGAGGAGCUUUCGCUUGAAGCUCUUCACGACGUCAAGGCUGCCAGCUUGACCGAUUGGGUGUCGAACCCUGCGGUUCAACGUACCAUCAAGCGCGAGUUCAAGGCCUUCCUUACCGAGUACACAGAUGAGCACGGAUCGUCAGUCUACGGUAACCGCAUCAAGACCCUUGGUGAGGUCAACGCCGAGUCUCUCGAAGUCUCCUACGAGCACCUUGCCGCAACCAAAGCUACCUUGGCCUACUUUCUUGCCAAUGCUCCUACAGAGAUCCUCAAGUUGUUUGAUGAGGUGGCCAUGGACGUCGUCUUGAUUCACUACCCUGACUACGAACGUAUUCAUUCCGAGAUUCACGUCCGCAUUUUUGACCUUCCAGUCCACUACACAUUGCGCCAACUCCGCCAAUCUCACUUGAACUGCUUGGUCCGGGUCAGUGGAGUGGUUACACGACGAACCGGUGUAUUUCCCCAGUUGAAGUACGUCAAGGUCGACUGCACCAAGUGUGGAGUCACCCUUGGUCCCUUCCAGCAGGAAUCCAACGUUGAGGUCAAGGUCACCUAUUGCCAGAACUGCCAGAGUCGGGGCCCCUUCACCCUCAACUCGGAGAAGACGGUUUACCGUAACUACCAGAAGCUGACGCUCCAAGAAUCUCCCGGGACCGUUCCAGCAGGACGUUUGCCGCGGCAGAGGGACGUGGUUCUCUUGUGGGACCUGAUCGACAAGGCCAAGCCCGGAGAGGAGAUUGAGGUCACUGGAACCUACCGAAACAACUACGAUGCACAGCUCAACAAUCGAAACGGAUUCCCUGUCUUUGCAACCAUUCUUGAGGCUAACAAUAUAGUCAAGGCUCAUGACCAGCUUGCAGGCUUCCGCAUGACUGAGGAGGACGAGCAGGAGAUACGAAAAUUGUCCAAAGAUCCCCAGAUUGUGGACAAGAUCAUCAACUCAAUUGCCCCUAGUAUAUACGGUCACACCGACAUCAAGACUGCGGUUGCGCUGUCCCUGUUUGGCGGUGUCGCCAAGACGGCCAAGGGUCUUCAUCAUGUUCGUGGAGACAUCAACGUACUGCUCUUGGGAGAUCCGGGAACAGCCAAGUCUCAAGUCUUGAAGUACGCCGAGAAGACGGCUCACAGAGCAGUCUUUGCUACGGGUCAAGGUGCCAGUGCGGUGGGCUUGACGGCUAGUGUCCGUCGUGACCCUCUGACUUCGGAAUGGACGCUGGAAGGUGGCGCGCUCGUGCUUGCAGACAAGGGAACCUGUCUUAUCGAUGAGUUCGACAAGAUGAACGACCAGGACCGCACAUCGAUCCACGAAGCCAUGGAACAACAGACGAUUUCAAUCUCCAAGGCCGGCAUCGUGACCACGCUGCAGGCCCGCUGUGGCAUCAUCGCCGCCGCUAACCCGAUUGGUGGUCGCUACAACUCCACGAUCCCCUUCUCGGCCAAUGUUGAACUGACAGAGCCUAUCCUGUCCCGUUUUGACAUUCUUUGUGUCGUCCGCGAUACUGUAGAUCCUGCCGAAGACGAGCGUCUUGCUCGAUUUAUUGUUGGCUCGCACAGCCGUAGUCACCCGACAACUAUGGCGGCGAGCCAAGCUGCAGAUGGCUCGAUGGAGGUGGAGCACGACUCUGAGCAAGCUGAUACGCAGGGCGGCGAGCGCAAGAAGGAGGGUGAGAUUCCUCAAGACCUGUUGCGCAAGUAUAUCAAGUACGCGCGUGAGAGGUGCUCGCCCAAGCUGUACCACAUGGACGAGGACAAGGUUGCCAGGCUGUUCGCAGACAUGAGACGGGAAUCCCUGGCCACGGGAGCUUAUCCAAUUACGGUUCGGCACUUGGAAGCUAUCAUCCGAAUCAGCGAAGCUUUCUGCCGCAUGCGACUCUCGGAGUACUGCACGGCGCAGGAUAUCGAUCGUGCCAUUGCCGUCACGGUAGAUUCAUUCGUGGGCAGUCAAAAGGUCAGCUGCAAGAAAGCCCUCGCAAGGGCUUUUGCCAAGUACACUCUUGCUCGGCCCGGUGCCGGAGCGGGUCGCCGGCUGGCCGGUACAGGGCGAGGCGGCAGAGCUUCGGCCGCUGCCAGCGCCUGA